This is a messenger RNA of Adineta ricciae, 711 nucleotides long. The record is from the annotation of a GenBank genome assembly. Lineage: Eukaryota; Metazoa; Rotifera; Eurotatoria; Adinetida; Adinetidae.
AUGACUUCUACAUUGUCGACCAAGUUAAUAUUACUCGCUGCAAUCAUUGGUGUCGCCUACUCGGUUGGUAUCUAUGAACAAUGUGCUGGCGAAGGUUACGGCACAUUUCCAUGCGAUGCUGGUUUAGGAUGUUUCCGCAGAAAUAAAUGGUACUCGUCCUGUCAACCUAGUUGUCCGAGAAAUGUCGGUUGGGAAUGUGAAUUUGCUGCUGCUCCAGCAGCUGGCUGGAAUCAAUGUGGUGGUGAUGGCUGGGUUGGUUCAACUGUAUGCGAAUUCGGAUAUGCUUGUUAUGCACGCAGUGUCUAUUAUUCACAAUGUCGUCCAAUCAAUGACUGCCCAGCAGGAUGGGCAUGUGGUGUGUAUGUUCCUGUAACAGCUGCUCCAACAGUUCCAGUAGUCUCAACUGUAGUUGUUCCUACCACCGUACGUCCAGUUGUUGUACCAGCCUACUCACAAUGUAAUGGCAUCGCUGGUGCAAUCUGUGCCGCUGGAACUGCAUGCUUCCGAAACAGCGCACUCUAUUCAGAAUGUCGUCCAACUUGUCCACCAACCUGGGCAUGUCAAACAGAUGUUGUUGUUGCUGGUGACCAAUGUGGAGGCGAAGGUUAUUUUGGUUUAACACGUUGCGCACAAGGCCUUCGUUGCUAUGCACGUAGCAAAUGGUAUUCACAAUGCGCAGCUUCCUGUCCAGGCGCAGAUUGGGCUUGUUAA